This is a messenger RNA of Amoebophrya sp. A120, 6776 nucleotides long. Lineage: Eukaryota; Dinophyceae; Syndiniales; Amoebophryaceae. The record is from the annotation of a GenBank genome assembly.
AGCAGCCCCAACGGAAGUCUACGUCUGUCUUCUGCAGAGGUAGUACUAAAGCGAUGAGAUAUCAUCGCCUGGACAAGGUGUAGUGUUUCGAUCGAGCGAAAACGAAAUUGCAAAGAGAAAUAUAACGAAGACAACAUUAUGAUAAAUAAAAGUGAGAGCAUUGUAUCGGCUACAGUACCGAAGCGGACCAAAUAUUGCCGAAUACAAAUUUUGGAAGAUGUUGAGGCCCGGAACAAAAAGAUAAGGCACCAUCACAAUACGACUUCUAAGCACCUUCAGGACAAGAAGUACAACAAAGUGGCUACGGAAUGAAAUUAUCACGUCGACACCCGACACCCAUGUUUCAUCCCGCAUCUAUUGUAAUCCUGUACUUCCUAGAAGUACCUAUAUUACGCCGCGCAUUUUUCUUAGAUUACCCCAAGAACCAAACGCCAGCCACAUCGAAGCAAGGCCGGCGCGAGACGAUGACCUCCACAUAGCUGUGUAAGUCUGGCGCUGGUCGUGCACCAGGACUAGAAGUAGUGAUUAUAGUGUGUACUUCUACUACGCACUCUAAGAACCAUGCUCCGUCAAGACAAGUUUUUGCUGGCCGCGCACCCGGACUACCUCGCGUCCGAGGAAGAAACCAGACAGUUCAUCCAUCACUGCUUCAGAAACAACCUGAAUCUACUUGCCGCCAGCUUCGGGUACGACCAGGUCCUGGGAAGUAGCACUACAUCUUCUUCAAGGGCGGGUGGGGACCACGAGGACCCGGGUGAUAUUGAGCGCACGACCACCACCGCUUGUAACUCUAAUUAUGACGGCAAGAACCCCGAGACACACCCGGCGUACGCCCAGAUGUUCCACACUGCGACGCGCAUGCUCUGGCAGGCCAAGCAGGAGAAGCCGAAGAAUCAGAAAGAGCUGCUGGAAAAGGGCGAAGCGUGGUUACGGGAGUGUUUGGAGUACCGGGAGCAGUACCGGCUGAAGGAGGCACUGUUUGACGUACCAAGUGCAAAAAUGUCUGGGUCUGGAAGAAUGCAACUUGUGAUGCUACAUUUGGAUUCCAAAAAAAACUGUAUUGCGUGAGUAGCAAAGGGAAUGCAAUUUUUGCUACGCUGAGAAGGCAUUUGUCAUGCGCAAUUAUAGGCAUCAAGAAGCCCUCAAAAAAUCUGUAUUGCUAGGGUAUGCAUCACAGACAUCAUGGCUCAUGCAAAACGUGCAUGACAAGUUUCAGAAUCUUCCAGACCCAGACACUUUUGCAUUUGAUAUGACGUAAAGUUCAACAAAACGCACGUUCGGCUGUUCCGGAAUCUGCUGGGCUACGGUUUCAGCAACCGAGUCUCCAGAAAAGGGCAGUACGCCGUGCUCUGGACCCGGUUCGGCUACAGCGACUUUGCGGAAUUGCAGAAACUGCCGCUGGAGGUCUGUGCCCGGUGCUGGAUGCGAAUUUGGGAGUACAUGGGCACGGUGCAGAUGCGGCACCUCUCCCUGAUGGAGGGGAAAAUUGUCGACCGCGUGUUGCUCAUCGUGGACCUAGCCAACAUGGGGGUUUCGGCGCUGGUACGAUACUGAACUGUGAAACAUUUUUUUCUCACCACGAUCUCUGCCGACGGCGAAAGUUCUACUUGUGUGUGAACAUAUUCAGAUGAAGGUGAAGCAAUCGUCUUCUAAGUUCUACUCAUAUCUUCCAACUAUGCCCCAAAUACUGUAAAUCCAGUCUCAAAAUUAUCUCAAAACAGUCCUGGCUCCGCACGUUUCUAAAGCACGUCGCGAAUCACACACGGCACCUUUUUCCGGAGUCCAUGGCCCACAUUCUGAUCGUAAACAUGCACUGGCUGAUCCGGGCGCCGACAAACACGCUGUCGCGACUGUUUUUGAAUCCCGCCACGCUGUACAAGUUCCGAUUUCUCUCCGCGGUGGAGGAGUUGCAGGAGUUCCUCGACGUGCGGGACAUCCCACUCUACUUGAACGGGAAGAACGCCGACCCCCUCCUCAACCCCGACCCGGUCACGGGCCGGCUCCCCGGGGGCCAGGAGGCGAUUUGGACACAGCAGAUGGUGAGAGGGGAAGUAGACGCGAGCGAAUAUCUAGCCGCGAGAGAGCCUUACGACCGCCACGGAGGAUGUAGUAGUAGUAUUGUCGGCGCAGGAGGAGGUGGAGGAGCUGCUGCUGCUGCACCUCCAGGGCAGAAUAUUACUAACUCGGCUGCAACAUCGGCCACCACUACGACGAGUGUGCUUCCGGUGGGACGAAGAAGUUCAUCUUCGAAAGCAAGCAAGAGCAAACUCACUGUUGCUCGUCCAACCCUUGAUGCUCAUCGUGGCCCACAGAUCAUGAACGCGGAUAGUUUUACCAAGGACAGCAUCAACCCUCGCGAACCCCCACCGCCGGAGCCAAAAGUGAACGAAGCUGAUGGAGUCGUCUUCGGCGACCACUCUGGCGCAAACGUCUCCGUCAAUCAUGUAGUGGAUGAAAUAUCAAGUAGACCCGGGGGCACCGCCCCCGGCGGAGAACCAUCAGCAGCAGCCGCAGCACGGUCAGCGAAUCUUAAAAGAACUUCUACAGGAAGUGGUCCUGCCGAUGAAGUGGAUGACCCACUCUGCUCGCGGACCCCUAGCACCUCCCGCCCCUCCAGCAGUGCCAGCGGAAUUUCACUCGCGAAAACGAUCUCCGUGUCGAGCAACGACCAGAGCGGGGCGGGCGGCCCAAUGACAACGACGACCGGAGCUGGUACUAGUAGUAAGAAUAUCACCACCAGCACGACCACGUCCACGCAGCUUCGGCCAGUAGAGCACGACGUCGACGUGGUCGUCCCCACACCUCCCAUCAACACGAAGAACGCCCCCAGCAACUCUGGAUAUAGUAGCUCCCACUCCCAGCCCGCCCCUGAGGACGCAGUAUGUUUAGUACCCUCUAGCAGUUGCGCAACAACGCCUAGUACCUCCCAGAAGUCUUCGUUUUUGCAGGUUCAUCUACCCAGUUCGUCUACACCGACCACCACCACCACGACCCCAAAUUACAUCAACCCGAUCGAAGCCGUUCCAUUUGGUGCUCCUGAGGAUGCGAAAAGCUCCGCAUCCACCACCAGCAGUACUGCCCCAUCCAAAAAGUCCUGGUGGAACCGGCGCUCCUCCGACGACCAAGCAGAUGGCUGCUCUUCAGACACUGCUGCACAACAAGAUUCCCCCCGCUCCCUACCCAUGUCCAGUGUCGCGGCUCGGAAGAUUGGGUGUUUCCCCGGUGCUGGCACCACCUCGCCGUCCAAAGGACCGCUCGUCCGGGGCGGCAUUGCGAAAAUGGUCUCGAGAUCGUCCGCUUCUUCGACUUCUACCAAGGGAGGGGGUGUUGAGCAGAAGUCUAGUAGUACUUCUUCUAAACAGCCUCUGCCUCACACGACCACCAGCACCACGAACCGAGCAUCUUUACUGUUGCAAAACGACGCCCAAAUCGACGAUUUGUUGGACAAGAUGGACGCGGGCGUUCUGGCGACUGGCACGGUCCCGGUCGUUGUUUCUGGUAGAAGGAAAUCGUCUUCUGUGUCUGGUUCUGGUAGUUUUGCCGCUCCUGUCCGAAGUGGCAGCAAGGCCGCAAGCAAAAGUGGGACAACAUCAACUAAGGAGAAGACUCAUCAGACAGAUGCUGCUCGUCGCUCAUCAAGUACUAGAAAAAGCAGCAAGGCAAAGUCCGCAGGUAGUUCAUCAUUGUCUCCGCUGUCCAGCCAUGCGUCGUUCGCAAGCUGUGAGGAUGAUGCUGGUCCCGACGAACUACAACAUGGUGGUGCUCCUCUCGAUCUUGAGGAAAUUACUACAUCAGGAGCCGCAGAAAUUACCCGCUACUCGACAACCCGAGAGUUUGCCACGGCGCAGGACUUGGAAGAAGGAGAUCUUUUGGACACAGAUGAACAAGCACGACCACGAGUAAAACAAGAUGGAGAGGGUGAUAUCAAGCACAGAAAGACAAAUUCCAAAGUUUCUUCACAUGACAGUGCCACUUCCACUACAACGUCAGCGGCAUUGAAAAUUGCUGCUACGUCGAGUAGUUCCGCCUCUCCUGCUCCGCCGCAGGAGUCCAAACACAACGGCGCGCCUGGCAUCGCCCAGGCGGUCCGAGGUUCGCCGCCAAGGAAGCUGCUAUCCCAGGAGAGUGUCAUGAUAUCCAGCACGACGACCUUGCCGUCCGCGGGGGAAGCUGCUGCUGCUGCUCGGCCAGGUCGUGACCAGGGGGCGAAUGUAAAAAUAAGAAUAACUGAAAGCGACGAGAAAAAGCAGGACAGCUAUAAUUACGCCACUGGCGCCGCAGUUUCCGGGCCGCAUCCGGUCCGAAGUAGUACUAAGGGAAGUAAGCGCACUAGUAGUGAAAGAACGAUCGCAUCAAAGGACUCUGUGUCCUCGUCGGUAGACAUCUUCAACCAGCAAACUGAACCUGCGCCACCUGGACGAGGUAGCAAGCAAAUAAUUCCAGAAGAAAGUCGACGAGAUUUGAGGACUUCGGCAGGAGGAGAAAACAAAACUACGGAGAACGCUAAGCUGCGAUCGGGCAGAGAACCAGGAGGAGCAUCUGGCCCGCCUCGCGCAAGAACCGCAGGAGUACUCGUAGCCGCGCAAGAAGCGCAAGAUGGCGCAUUUGUCAGGCCACAGCGGCAGAGCAUGACGAAUCUUCGAGCUGACCACGGAGUACAACUAGGGCCACAGGAGCAACACUUCGACCUGCACCCCGUGGUCCAGCAGGAGCAACGCUAUAGAAAUGAUCUUGAUCAGUUAGAACAACAACAGUCCGACGAUCGAAGAAAAAAUCUGCCCGUGCCCUCAUCGAAAAUAAACUACAGCGCAACUACAUCGCGAGAGCGACCUGUAGUUGUAUCAGCACAAGAACCAGCUGCGCAAGAACAUCAACAAGCAAAAAUGCAAAACGAAAACUCCACAACCUGGAUGCGCCAGAUCGCCAGUCGCUUCGCGGAUGUGUCUCGCAAGUUGCCGCCGAACGGCUUUAUGUCGGCGAUGUCUCCCAGUGCAGCAUCUCCAUCUGGUGGUCCCUCGUCCUCCGCACAGCAUCUUCACGCCGCGCAUCUUCAAAGACACCAGCAAAUGAUCGUGCAACACCCCCCAAACAGGAACUCUUCCUCCAGAAUAAGCGCAACUAGUAUAACAACUUCAGGCCCCCGCUCGUCGCGACUACAGAGACAAGAAGACCAACAGCUGCACGGACCACCUCCGAGCUACUCUCAAGGAAGGAAAAGUCGCAACUUUCAGGAAACGGAAGAGAACCUGAACGUGACCCAACAGCACCGCUACAAUGCUUCUUCUACUAGUACAGCAACACGGCAAGAAAAAGAAUCAGACCACAGUUCUCCCGGGUUUGAUGGACCAAUGACCACAGCAACAUCUAAGCCGCAUCAGAACAAGAGCAGUAGUCGUUGGAGCUUUUCUUUCGUGCGGUCCAGCGUCAAGAGGAAAGACUAUCAUGACAUUGACGAUAGGGAACGGCUAGAUAUGGCACGUUUGUAGUAGAGUAGAACGCCAGGAGGGCCAGGAGCCGGCCCCGGCGGGCCUAGAUGAUAUAAAAAAUAUCGUGGCGCAGGCGCGCCUGCCGAGCAGCAGUAGGGUGGUAGCUUUAAUAUGGUAAGUAUUUUCCUCAAAUGCGACAUCGCGGCUCUUCUGAGUGAUGAAGAACGUUGAGCACACGCACAGUGCUACCGCUUGUAUCAUUUUCCAAUACGCCAGCUCCUGCACAUGACAUCUUCUUUGUGAUCAGGCUAACAGUGCGAGAAGCUUCCUCCAUGUAUACCAAUUUCUCAACGGCUGGAGGUGGUAUUAUGCCGGUCCAUGUUCUGUUUAUUUUUAUCUGAAGUUGCUCGUUCUCAUUCUCAACCUCAAGUUCGCCAUAUGCCUAUCAUGAUACCGUUACAAGUAGAUUGACGCGAAGGGAAGAUUGAUAAAGAUAAACCUGAACUUUUUUCAACAAGUAGGUGCUAUGUUGCGCGCGGUGCUGCAACCUACUUUAGUACAUUUAUACCACGACAUGUUGGACAUAAUUCUGCAGAGGAGCUAGAGGUAGUGCCAAGUUCGACGAUUCUUGUACCAAUCUUCAUGUUAUGAAUUGCAAAAGUAUCGUACUCGCAGUAAUUGCGUUUAUGCAUUACAAAUCUCUUUCUCAAGGUCAAUCAGCAUUACAAAUUUAAUUUGGAAUGCUGGGCUAAUUUGUAAUGCAAUUUAUACUAGUACGAUAGGAUACUUUUGCAUUGCAUACAUGUGCGGAGUAAACUCGAAGGCAGCUCCUCAUCCGGCAGCGACGCGGCCCUCUACUUUAGCCUCUACUCAAGAGCCAAAAGUAAUGUCAACAUUUACCGCCUCAAGCUCAACUACAUGGAACUAAGUACAGCCGCAUGGUACGAUUAACAGUGCCGAGGAUACGAGUUCUUGGUUUCAUACAGGCUGAUAGUACUUCUUGACAGUACCUUCUACGCAACACAUGUCAUCUUGAAGUCGGUUUUUAUGAUAGACCAACACGGGACCUACAUUCUUGCGACACAUGAUAAUACCAGAGUCUGCAUUCCUUUGGCUUUUGCUGAUACAGGGCUGGGGCUGUGUAUACGAUUAUACAUGUUCUUGGUGUAGGUGAAACUUAGUCUAUCAUAUAGUGUUCUUGUGAUCAGCUGUGGUGCUGGGCGUCGGCAACCUGUGUCGGGAGAAGGAACAUAACACAUUGGCAUCAACACAUUAAUGCCUGCUUUGAAAACAUGCGGCAAAUGGAAAAUAAAUCAUAUCCACGACCACAUCAAGCAUAAGCAAACGAAU